GCGAACGACACCGUGGGCGACGUGAGCUGGUUUUAAGGCAUAUCCCCCGUCAGACCAGCGGGACCUCUGCGAGGAUGUGGAGCCUGCUUCCUCCUGACAGACCUCGCUCAAACUUUUGUCGCUAGACACAGCGCGGAGAGGAGGGGAGUUGGGCGCACGACCCGCCGCAGCCUGUGUGUCCGUCACCGGAGGCUAUGAUGGGCAGACUUUGACUUGAUCCACUACGGCACAGAAACACCAUGGCUGUGGACGCGGCAUCCAGUUUCAGUUUCUGCAGGCCAGCUGUGGAGUACAGGGCUCUGCCUGAGGACUUCAAGCACCAGUUGAGUAGACGGACAGGUGGGAAUCUAACCUGGCAUGACGGGCGAGGACAGAAAACAGCGGGAGGCAGGACAGUGAAGCUGCUGCAGCAGCCGGGCACAGAGUCCCUGCAGUACCGUUCAAGCGACAGCUAUGGGAUAUAUCACACCAGCCCGACACAGCCCAGCCUCAUCCGCCCCGUCGUGCUCUGGUCACAACAAGAUGUUUGUAAAUGGCUGAAGAAACACUGUCCACACAACUACCUGACCUACGUGGAGGCGUUCUCCCACCACGCCAUCACAGGCCGUGCACUGCUGCGUCUCAAUGGGGAGAAGCUGGAGAGGAUGGGAUUAGUGCAAGAGACACUUCGACAGGAGCUGCUGCAACAGGUGCUGCAGCUUCAGGUGCAGGAGGAGGGACGCAACCUGCAGCUGCUCAGCAGAGGUUCCUUUGGAAAGGUGUCAUAGCCAGAUUGCUGAAAGAAGCCUGUGGACGCUGUGGAAUCAUGGAAUAUAUGAUCAAAAAAACUCAAAUAUGUGAAUCAGAUCUGUGGAAAAAAAAAAUGCAUCCAAUGAAGAGUGAUAUCAUGAAUUGUGAUAUUAAACUAAAGUUGGCAGCUUUUCAUUCCCCAUCUGCACGAUGAACAGACACAAUCUUCAUGGACUGACUAUGAACUGUGAUGAAAAAGCACCAUGACAAUCUGUUUUGUCAUUCUCUUGCUCUGUUGUGUGAUCGAUUACAAUAACUAUUCCUCUGUUACUGCCUCUGCCUUGUUCUCUCUGUCUCUCUCUCUGAAACUUUUUUAAA
Seriola dumerili (greater amberjack) is the source of this 1107-nucleotide messenger RNA. It is a transcript of the gene samd10a, whose product is annotated as sterile alpha motif domain-containing protein 10-like. Gene Ontology annotation, molecular function: protein binding. The record is from RefSeq and is a predicted model, not a curated record. Lineage: Eukaryota; Metazoa; Chordata; Actinopteri; Carangiformes; Carangidae. The coding region runs from base 240 to 767 and encodes 175 amino acids. Gene Ontology annotation, cellular component: cytoplasmic side of plasma membrane. The transcript has 5 exons. Gene Ontology annotation, biological process: cell surface receptor protein tyrosine kinase signaling pathway.